Molecule: messenger RNA, 2974 nt
Organism: Pistacia vera
Lineage: Eukaryota; Viridiplantae; Streptophyta; Magnoliopsida; Sapindales; Anacardiaceae
Product: protein IQ-DOMAIN 32
Exons: 6
Coding region: 95-2527 (810 amino acids)
Molecular function (GO): protein binding
Source: RefSeq, a predicted model, not a curated record
AGAGAGAGGGAGGGAGGGAGGGAGUGAGUGAGAGAGUAAGGUCUGUGUGACUGUUCGAGAAAAACAGAUAAGAAAAAACGGAAGGAAAAAAGCAAUGGGAAGAUCCACUUCUUGUUUGAAAAUUAUCACCUGCGGUAGCGACUCAGCUGAUAAAGAUGAUCCUGAUUUUGCUGAGAACAAAGGUGCAAAUGACAAACGUGGGUGGAGUUUUCGAAAGAGAUCUGCUAGGCAUCGAGUGCUAAGCAACACUGUGAUAUCAGAAACCCCUUUAUCUGCCAAAAAGGAGAGCCCAGAAUCUGCUGAUGUCAACUACCAACCACCCAAUAACUCCAGUGUUCCAGAGAAAAUCUCCAUGGUACAGUGCAUUGAUGAGAAACCUCAGCUGUCGACUCCAGUGGAAUUGAAAGUAUCUGAGACCAUUGUUGUCACUGAUACCGAAAGCAAGCAUGAUUCCAUCGCUGAUGAGUCUGUUGUUACUGUCAUUCAGGCUGCUGUCCGAGGGUUCUUGGCUAAAAGAGAACUCCGAAAGCUUAAGAAUGUAGUUAAGUUGCAAGCUGCUGUUCGUGGGCACUUAGUUCGGAGGCAUGCUGUGGGAACCCUACGUUGUGUUCAAGCCAUUGUUAAAAUGCAGGCUCUUGUUCGUGCUCGUCGUGCCCGUCUUUCUCUAAAUAGUUCAAGUAUAGAGAAGAAGGAGAAGGAAGAUUCGGUAUCCAAACCAAAUGAAACCUACGUUUCCAUGGAGAAACUACAUAGCAAUAGUUUUGCUCGUCAGCUAAUGGAAUCAACACCGAAGACCAAGCCCAUCAACAUUAAAUGUGAUCCUGCAAAAUCAGAUUCUGCUUGGAACUGGUUGGAGAGAUGGAUGUCUGCUUUGGCUACAAAACAGUCACCAAAAACAGAGUCAACAGUUGAGCAACCUGAAAAAGAGAAGACUGAGAAUUUUGCCUCUCCAGUAGAAACUAUUCAUUCUGAAGUUUUAUGUGAUUCAGUGGAUGUGGACUCAAAGUCAAGUGCCAGGGAAACUGUUAUGCCAUCUGAAAGUGAAGAAAAUCUGAUGACUACUGAUGCAGACAAUUUUGUUUUUCAGCCAUGCCAGCCAACUUCUUCUAUGUUGAGAGAUGAUAUGGAGCUAUGUCAGCCUGAGAACACAAGCACAUCGGAUGUGAAUGAGAUCCCAAUAGAGAUGAAUUCUCAUCAUAAUCAAGUAAAGCAAUCAGAGGAAGCUUCUCAAAAGGAACUAAACUCUCUUUCUAGUAACCCUGUAAUUGAAAGUGAACAACCUAAACGUUCAAUGAAAAGGUUGGCCUCUGACAAUCUUGAGACAGAGGGGAAGAAGUUUGUAUUUGGAUCGAGAAAGUCAGGUAAUUCGUCAUUCAUUGCUGCGCAAUCAAAAUUUGAGGAGCUUAGUUUAUCAAAAUUUGAGGAGCUUAGUUUAUCAGCAAAUUCGGGAAGAUCAAUCUGUUCAGUGCACCAAGAUAUUUCUGUUGAUUCAAAUGUGGACACAGUUUCUUCCGGAGCAGAUACUUUAACCAGGACAAAGGAUCUUGACGUGACAGAAAAUUCAGUAUCAAGGUUUUAUGGUGGCUCUGAAUGUGGCACUGAACUUUCUGUUACUUCCACUCUUGAUUCUCCUGAUAGAUCUGAAGUUGGAACCAGAGAAUAUGAGAAUGAAGCUAAAGUUACAGGAAAGGAAAUUUAUGAUCCAACCAACUCAGAUAACUUGGAUGUCAAAGGUGCAACUACCUUCCCAGUGUCUGAUGAGUCCCACUCAGUUGUGGAUCAGCCUGAGAAGGUUGAUGAGGCCCAAGUUGAAUCUGUUACUUCAGCUACAGUUGUAGAUUCUCCACCUGUAGAGCACAAGCCAGAAGGUAGUUCAUUUGAUGUCCACAAGCCAGAAGGUAGUUCAUCUGAUGUCCACAAGCCAGAAGGUAGUUCAUCUGAUGUCCACAAAGUGCCGGACUCUGAGACAGGGCGCCAAACAUACAGGUCAUCCCCUGAAGCCUCUCCCAGAAGCCAUAUGACUGUUCCAGAGUCCCAAGGAACACCUUCAAGCCAGGUAUCAGUGAAAACUAAAAACAACAGAACAGAAAAGAGUGGAUCCAACCGAAAGCGUAAGCCCCUGUCAGCAAAUAAGGGAUCUCCAUCAAAUCCAAAUCAUGAUUCUGGUGCAAGAAGUAGUACGGAACAAUUGCCAAAAGAUCAGAAAAAUGGGAAGAGACGCAGUUCCUUUGGUUCUACAAAAACUGAUUACAUUGACCAAGAACCAGGAGAUAGUAGCAGUAGCAGUUCUCUCCCCCAUUUCAUGCAAGCCACAGAAUCUGCCAGAGCCAAGCUUCAAGCAAAUAACUCACCCAGAUCAAGUCCAGAUGUCCAAGACAGAGACUUCUACAUCAAGAAGCGGCAUUCCUUGCCUGUUGCAAAUGGAAGACAAGGUUCUCCACGUAUCCAGCGGUCAUCUUCUCAAGCACAGCAGGGUGCAAAGGGAAACGGUACCCAGCCUCUUCAUGAGAGAAAAUGGCAAAGGUGAUGAGAUGGACAAAGUGAUGAGAAGCAUGAUGGCAGUCCUGCUAGUAACCAGUUCAGAUAGAAACUUGGAUUGGAUUGGAUUGUUGGUCUACUUGACUGGUCACAAUAUAGAUCUACACUUUAGUUCUUUUGCAUUUGAUGGCGCAUUAGCUGAUCUAUGCAUCGAGAUGGGAUUAUGGCAGGAAAGGACACAUUAAAGAAAAAAAAGGAGUCAGGAUCCCAUGUAUAUUUUUAGUACCCAAUCUUUUCUAUCAUUUUUUUUUUCAAACUUUCGUCCCAGAGGAAUGCUUGUGUGUUUGUUCAACAGUGUUUUGUGUGAUUAUAUAGGGUUGUUACAAAUGUUUUGGGAUGUGUAUCUGAAAGUUUGACACAUUGACUAUCAAGUGGAAAGCUUCUGCUGUUGUUUCCCACUUGUUUUGUAAUAAAUUGAUUAGUUUUCAUUCUUCCA